This is a messenger RNA of Pteronotus mesoamericanus, 774 nucleotides long. RefSeq names its product transmembrane protein 40 (gene TMEM40). NCBI's taxonomy places the organism in Eukaryota, Metazoa, Chordata, Mammalia, Chiroptera, Mormoopidae. The coding region runs from base 1 to 774 and encodes 257 amino acids. The transcript has 11 exons. The record is from RefSeq and is a predicted model, not a curated record.
AUGGAGACUUCAGGAUCCUCCACCCAGGCUCAAGACCACAGUCGAGUUCACGGAGAUACAGAAGAUACAGACCGUGGAGAGACAGAUUUCCACAGGCAAGACGGGGAGGCCGGACUCUUUUCUCCAAAACAACAUAAGAGAGACAAAUCUUCCUCUUCCUCCUCCUCCUCUUCUUCCUCCUCCUCCUCCUCCUCAUCGUCCUCCUCUGCCUCAGGGAGCAGUGAUGAGGACCAGCACCACAGGGGAAUCAGAAGACGUCGGCAGAGCCAGGGGCAUGGACACCCCCAUGGGGACGACUCACCCGGUGCUGAGCAUGGGGAGCCUGACCUUUUGAAGAAUGAGCUUCAGCUCUAUGGAGGUGACCCUGGGGAGGUGGUGCCCUCUGGAGAAUCAGGACUCCGAAGGAGAGGCUCAGACCCAGCAAGUGGAGAAAUGGAGGCCUCUCAGUUAAGAAGACUGAAUAUAAAGAAAGACGAUGAGUUUUUCCACUUUGUCCUCCUUUGCUUUGCAAUUGGCGCCUUGCUGGUGUGUUAUCACUAUUACGCAGACUGGUUCAUGUCCCUUGGAGUUGGCCUUCUCACCUUUGCCUCCCUGGAGACCAUUGGCAUCUACUUCGGUCUGGUGUACCGGAUCCACAGCGUCCUGCACGGCUUCAUCCCCCUCUUUCAGAAGUUCAGGCUGAUAGGUUCAGGAAGACUGAUUGAGGCCAGUGCCAGGAGAGCCGCCAAGACAGACCCCGGUGUGACUCCAACGGCAUCCCUGAGCACAGAGUGA